AUGUAUCAAUUUUCUUUGUUGUACAGCCUCCGCCCCUCCGCCUCCACUCUCCUCUUCAUCCUUUCCAUCUUCUCAGCCGCCGGUCUUACGCUGAUCUUUUCUCUUUCCAGGGCAGUUUCUACUGAUCUGGGACUCGGAUUUGUCUCUCAAGAUGUUGCUCGUAUAUGUUCCAAGGUAGUACCAGCAUUGGCAAGCAUCAUUCUACUUGGAACUCUGCUUGCUUUCUUCAGGGCCUUCUCACAAUGGCGAGCAAGAAAUUAUACAGAUGUGUCCUUGCAGUCAUCACCUGGUACGGAUCAGCCGGUUGCCACCCCUUGGUCAAAAAAACGCCCCCCCUUUCACAAGGAGAUAGCUACAGAGGAGGAUCUCAAAAGAUUCUUGGCGGACGUUGAUGAGAAAAUAUCCGAGACCAUAAGUAAAUUGGGGACCCCACCUCCCACCGUGAAUGGAUUUAGUAUGGCCAGUCCAAACACCAUGGUCAGCUCGGUCAAUACUUCUGGAGCAACGAGAAGCACGCCUUUGAGGCCAGUAAGGAUGUCCCCUGGUUCCCAAAAGUUCACGACCCCUCCGAAGAAAGGGGAAUUGGAUCUACCCCCUCCAAUGUCCAUAGAAGAGUCAAUUGAGGCUUUCGAGAAGUUGGGCGUCUACCCGCAUAUCGAGCAAUGGCGUGAUCGGUUGAGGCAGUGGUUUUCUUCCGUUGUACUCAAUCCUCUUCUUACAAAAAUCGAAACCAGCCACCUGAAGGUUAUUGAAGCAGCUGCUAAACUUAACAUUUCAAUUACCCUCAGUCAAGUUGGAAGUGAUACCCUUACUACACCUACUGCUAAUGUAUCUCAAAUGGAGCGAACUAAUGAGUGGAAGCCAUCAUUUGCAGUUGACGAAGAUGGACUUCUUCAUCAGCUGCGUGCUACUCUCAUUCAAGUUCUUGAUGCUUCAAAAUUACCUUCUAGCAACUUCCAGCAAGCUGCAUUAAUUCCUGUUCUACAAGAGGCUGUUGAUGCCAUUGUGGAGCAUCAGAGGCUCCAUGCUUUGAUAAAAGGAGAGUGGGCUAAGGGGUUGCUUCCUCAAAGUAGUGUCCGUGCAGAUUAUACUGUACAAAGGAUUCGUAAGCUUGCGGAAGGAACUUGUGUAAAGAACUACGAGUAUCUGGGAAAUGGCGAAGUCUAUGACAAUGUGAAUAAGAAAUGGAGUCUUGAGCUCCCCAGUGAUUCUCAUCUACUUCUCUACCUGUUUUGUGCUUUUCUGGAGUAUCCCAAAUGGAUGUUGCAUGUCGAUCCUUCAACUUAUACCGGGGCACAUGGUAGCAAGAACCCUUUGUUUUUGGGGGCUCUGCCGCCUAAAGAAAGCUUCCCUGAGAAGUAUAUAGCUGUUAUAUCCGGUGUUCCCUCUGUGCUGCAUCCUGGGGCUUGUAUUCUAGCUGUUGGGAAGCAAUCUCCUCCAGUAUUUGCUUUAUACUGGGACAAAAAGCCUCAGUUUUCUUUCCAGGGAAGAACGGCAUUGUGGGAUUCCAUAUUGCUCUUGUGCUACAAAAUUAACGCGAGUUACGGUGGUUUUGUAAGAGGGGUACACCUCAGCUCAUCGGCCUUGGAAAUUCUCCCAGUUCUCGAACCAGAAACUGACGAUUGA
Molecule: messenger RNA, 1626 nt
Organism: Striga hermonthica
Lineage: Eukaryota; Viridiplantae; Streptophyta; Magnoliopsida; Lamiales; Orobanchaceae
Source: the annotation of a GenBank genome assembly